Lepisosteus oculatus (spotted gar) is the source of this 3246-nucleotide messenger RNA. RefSeq names its product solute carrier organic anion transporter family member 1C1-like. Gene Ontology annotation, molecular function: protein binding. Lineage: Eukaryota; Metazoa; Chordata; Actinopteri; Semionotiformes; Lepisosteidae. Gene Ontology annotation, cellular component: plasma membrane. The record is from RefSeq and is a predicted model, not a curated record. Gene Ontology annotation, biological process: transmembrane transport; sodium-independent organic anion transport.
GGAAAGGGCUUAAAAUUGUAAACUUGAGACCCAGCCAACAAGUGAUCAUUCUCCUGACUGGCACUCACAAAAGUGAAAAGAGACUUGCAACAAACAGCGAUCCAGCAAUCCACUAACUGGAGCACCAUGACUGCAGAGGCCAUUCCUUGUGGCUUUUCAGCACCAUUGCCUGUAACAGACUGUGGGAAAGGAUCUGGAGCCUCAAAGACAAGAAAAUGCUGCACUCCUACUCUGAAGAUGUUCUUGGCAGCUCUAGCUUUAUCCUACUUUUGCAAAUCCUUAUCUGCAAGCUACACCAAAAGUACCAUCACUCAGAUAGAAAGAAGAUUUGAGAUUCCAAGCUCCGUCGUUGGCAUUAUUGAUGGGAGUUUUGAAAUGGGGAACCUGCUGGUGAUAUCUGUUGUAAGCUACUUUGGAGCAAAGUUUCACAGACCAAAGCUAAUUGGAGCAGGAUGCCUGCUCAUGUCCAUGGGGACACUGCUCAUGGCACUGCCACACUUUCUCAUGGGACGCUACCAUUAUGAAUCUGUUGUAUCCACUUCACCUGUUCCUAACAUCACGAUGCUCACUCCAUGUUCAAAAGACUCCAGUCCUUCGUUAGCCCAGGAUGUCCUCCAACAGUCAGUAACUGCUUGUGAAAAAGAGCAGAGAUCUUCAAUGUGGGUGCUCGUACUGCUUGGGAACAUGUUGAGAGGAGUUGGAGAGGCUACUACAGGACCGCUGGGUAUUUCAUUCAUUGAUGAUUUCGCCAGGCCAGAAAACUCAGCUUUUUACAUUGGUUGUCUCCAUACCAUUGCUGUGAUUGGUCCUAUCUUUGGUUUCACUCUGGGAUCGUUCUGCGCCAGACAGUAUGUGGACAUUGGCUUUGUCAACCUAGAGACUGUGACUAUCACUCUGAAGGACAUGCGCUGGGUUGGGGCAUGGUGGCUGGGAUUCAUAGUGGCCGGUGGACUCACCCUGCUUACUGCUCUGCCCUACUGGUUCCUGCCAAGAUCUCUGCCAGAGGAGGGGGGAAGCAGAGAGACGUAUGACAGCCCUGAAGAACAGUCCCACCGGCAGGCUGUUCAGACACACAUCAAAACCAGGAUAAAGGAAAUAGCAAAAGGUUUUUUGCCAUCUUUGAAACGUCUGCUUACCAACAAAAUAUAUGUCCUCUAUGUGAUUUCCAGUAUUCUUAUGUUCAAUGGUUUUGUCAUCAUAUUGACAUACACACCAAAAUACCUUGAGCAGCAGUUUGGACAAAGCGCAUCCACUGCAAACUUUCUCAUAGGGGUUACUACUAUGCCGUCUGUGUCUCUUGGGAUUUUCAUCAGUGGAAUCAUCAUGAAACGAUUUAAAUUAGACAUGGAAGGAGCUGCAAAGGUGGCUUUCUGGACAUCCAUUUGCGGCUACCUGUGCACCCUGCCUUACUUUGCUCUUACCUGUGAGAACUCGAACAUUGCCGGGCUGACUGUUUCUUACGAAGGGUCAGAGCGAAUCAAGAGCAAAGAUGGCAGUCUUCUGUCUCUGUGUAAUUCUGCCUGUGCUUGUUCGCAAAACCAGUGGGACCCAGUGUGCGGAGAGAAUGGAUUAACCUACAUCUCUCCAUGUCUGGCUGGCUGCAACUCCACCAGUGGAACUGGAAAAAACACAACGUUCCAUGGAUGCAGCUGCAUUGAAGGCGUUGGAAACGUAACAGGGCAUUUCUCUGCAGUACUAGGACAAUGUCCAAGAGAAGAUAAGUGCACUAUGAUGUUCACCAUCUUCCUUGCUCUGCAGUCACUGAGUUUCUUCAUCUACUGCCUAGGAAGCACUCCUCUUUUCAUUAUAGUCCUCAGGUGUGUGGAACCAGAGCUAAAGGCACUCUCUGUGGGAAUUUACAUGUUGGCUCUCAGAGUACUUGGUGGAAUCCCUGCUCCGAUUUACUUCGGAGCCCUCAUUGACUCCACAUGUGUCAAAUGGGGAAUCAGGAAGUGUGGCGGGAAAGGAGCGUGUAGGAUGUACGACAUCGAAACCUUCAGGUUUCUCUUCCUGGGCCUGGUUUUGAGUCUCCGUGGAGUGGGAUACAUUCUGUUCUGGAUCACCAUCCUUCAGAUGAAGAAACAGGGCAGAAAGGACAAACGACUCACAGAAGAGGUGGAGUUAAAGUUGAAGCAGAGUUCUAAUGACAAAAUUGACAAGGAAGAAAAUAAUAGUGUUGACCCAGAGUAAAAAAAAAAACUGUCAGGUACCCGAAAGACACUACAACACUGGAAUGCUUGUCACUGAUCUUUGUCACCCACCAUUGCAAAGACUCAUAUAUUCAAAUAAAUGGUUGGUAAUUUGCUAAACCAUUAAAUGGAAUAUCUCAGUAGUGCUUACUCAGUUCAUAAUACAAGGCAAUUUCAAUAAUUUACUUCUCUAAAUAAUUUAUUUACGUAUUUGUUUUGUGUGUGUCAGGAUGUAGACUAGACAGGUAAAACAUAUUCUUUAUUAUGCAAGUACCUCAGAGAGUUUUGUUUAAUGUGUGGUCAACACAGCAUAAAAUAAAUAAGUCUACCACUAGGGAGCAGCAGAAGAACAAAUUACUGGUUUUCCUGACGUGCUAAGUUCCAUUUAACAAUGAAUUGUCCAUAUUAUGGUAUGAGCUUUCUCACCCACUGUAGAUACUUUUGGCGAGUCAGUGUAGCGAACUUCUAUCAGUUUGUUGAGACUAUAGGUGAAUUAAUGCUAAUCUCAUUCAUGUACUCAAUACUUGCCCAACACAAAACAAUUACACUUUUGGGUGCCAUUAGUGUAAAAACACAUGUGAAAAGUGUUUUCUCUCAAGAAAAACAAGCCUCCAUUUUGAACUGGAGAUCCUCAUCUUUUUAUUUUGGAUUUACUGUAUGUGCUUUAAAAGGCAGAAGGACAUGAGGAGGUGGGUUGCUGAUGUUAUUGGCACAUGUUUUAAAACUAAGAAGAGUCCAGAUUCUUCUGUAGAAGGAAUUCAAUGAAUCAAUGACCAUAAUCAGAGUCUAAAAAUUGGUGUGAAGCCUUAACAGCUCUGUAGAAGCAUUGUUUCAUACCACUGGGUCCCCUGGAGGUUUCAAAUGAAUGGAAUCAUUGUAAGGUUGUGAAGAACUGACAUAAAAAGGCUAGAUACUGUAUUUAAAAUGAAGUUCAGUAUUAAAAUUGUAUGUAUCUGGGAUCCUGAAUGACUCAACAUGUAAAGACACAGGCCUGCGCUCUGUUGCUGUCUUGUCCUUCUCACAGUGAUGGUUUUUAAUAAAAAUAUUUUUUUUGGCA